Messenger RNA from Ahaetulla prasina, 893 nucleotides. It is a transcript of the gene RFK, whose product is annotated as riboflavin kinase. The transcript has 4 exons. Lineage: Eukaryota; Metazoa; Chordata; Lepidosauria; Squamata; Colubridae. Gene Ontology annotation, molecular function: riboflavin kinase activity. Bases 91 to 750 code for a protein of 219 amino acids. The record is from RefSeq and is a predicted model, not a curated record. Gene Ontology annotation, cellular component: mitochondrion. Gene Ontology annotation, biological process: riboflavin biosynthetic process; FMN biosynthetic process.
AAACAGCCGAGCGUGCUUGCUAGAACGUUCUUGAAUUCCUUUCUUCUUCCUCCUCCUCCUCGUCACCCCGUCUUUUGUGACGCAAACACGAUGCCCCGCCUCUUCCGCACCGGCAGUUUUUUUCUACAAUCGUGCGUCGCCGCUCGGACGAAAGGCGGCUGGAGGGUUUCGGGUCAGCCGCGCUUCUCGUCUUGGGGACCGGGGGCGCACCAAGCCUUGAGCCGCCGGCUCCUCCUCCUCCUCCGCCUUCCGUCCCGCGGCUGCCUUCGCUCCGUCGCCAUGAAGAACCUGCCGUACUUCUGCCGCGGAGAGGUGGUGCGAGGCUUCGGCCGGGGCUCCAAGGAGCUGGGCAUCCGCACAGCUAACUUUUCUGAAGAAGUGGUUGAUAGUUUCCCAUCUGAUAUCUGUACUGGCAUAUACUAUGGAUGGGGUUGUGUUGGAACUGGAGAUGUGCAUAAAGUGGUUUUGAGUAUAGGUUGGAAUCCGUAUUACAAGAAUGUUAAGAAAUCAGUGGAAACACAUGUCAUUCACACCUUCAAGGAAGACUUUUAUGGGGAAGUACUCAGCAUUAUCAUUGUUGGUUAUAUAAGACCAGAACAGAACUUUGAUUCUUUAGAUGCACUUAUAACUGCUAUUCAACAUGACAUUGACCAAGCUAAAAAUCUACUAGAUUUGCCAGAACACCAGAAGUUUAAAGAUGACAACUUCUUUCACAGAGCAAAUGUUCACAGUAUGACUAAUGGUCAUUAAAUAUUUCCCUUUCUUUAUUUCCACUGCAGUUAUUUAAACUGAACUGAUCUUUGCAUGUUUUUAAUAGAGAAGACUACUCUGCUCUUUAGGAUUGUUAUUCUGUUAGCAUUACAUUAAAAUGGUUAGUGAUUCUCUAAAAGUAA